UCAUCGGUUGACUUUUCAAUUUUAGAUCACUUAACUUACGCCUCUUCAGCUUGAAUGUUACGAAAGUUAUAAAAUAUAGUGUUCAUAAAAUAAUUGAUGAAAGAGGAAGAGAUAAAUUCUUCGAGAAAUAUGGAAUCGCACGAGCAGGAUGAAAAUUUUACUAACUUCAGUAUUUCAGAAAUUCUGAAACCGGGGUUUGGAAAUAAACAAUUGACCACAGGUGUUUUAAAUCUAUCGAAAGACAAAAAUACAUACGGACAAACGAACAGUUUACAUUUAGCAGAUUUACACACGUGGACUGCGCAGUCAUUACAUCAUCUAGGAUUACAGUUCAGUGCUUUUUCACCAAAAACUUGUCAUAAUUUUGUGUUAAACAAACAUUGCACUAGUCUCCAAGAUAAAGGACUUCACAGUCCAAACAGUUUAUUGAAACAAACUACAAGUUAUGGACUCAAUUUAGAAGUGAAAAAUAAAGACAUUCAUAAUACAAGUUCUGAUUCCCGGCGGGAAUCAUGUGGUUCCGACGGAGAAAGUAUUAAAAGCAGUCCGGCGACCAGCCCAGCCGGCAGUCCGGGCUCGAGUCCAAACUCAGAGUCUGGGCAAAAACAACAAGAUGAAAAGUUAUGGCCGGCUUGGGUAUACUGUACAAGAUAUUCCGACAGACCUUCUGCAGGUCCACGUUCAAGAAAGCUUAAGCGAAAAGAGAAGACAGUCGACGAAAAAAGACCAAGAACAGCGUUCACAACCGAACAGCUCCGAAAACUUAAAGAUGAAUUUGAGGCUAAUAAAUAUUUGUCUGAGAGCAGACGACAACAGCUUGCACGUGAAUUAAACUUAAAUGAAUCACAGAUAAAGAUCUGGUUCCAAAAUAAGAGAGCAAAGAUAAAGAAAUGUACCGGAGACAAGAACGGACUUGCAAUGGAGCUUAUUGCACAAGGACUAUACAAUCACAAAACAGUUCCGGUCAAACUUGAAGCAUGACGUUUCAGAUGACGUCACAUCACGUGACACUUGUGACAUUGAUCAUCGUAUCAUGUACAGCGGAUGGAAUAAUCAAUUAAUUAACUACGAAAUGUUUUAAUUGAAUGUUAGUUGAACAUGAAAAAGUGCAAAGGUCUGAUUUCAUGACAAUUCAUGCCGGCACUUACCCGGAUAUAGAUGCGUAGUCAUGGUAACCAAUGACGUCACAUGUCUCAUAACGAAAAUGCUACGCAUUACUAUCCUAUGACAACACUUGUCCAAAGAAUUUCGAUUUGUAAAAUAUUUUCCGUUUGUAUAAAUUUCACAUCUUUACGCUUGAAGUAUCCAAAUAACACGUGUAAAAUGUAAAUAUUCACGGACUACGAAUUCCAAAUAAUAUUGACCCAGUAACUUGCAACAUUUCUCUGUAAUUUAUUUAUGUAGUUCCUACGUUCUAGAAUAUAUUUAUAUGUUACUCUUUUAAGUCUUCUAGUUCAUAGUAAAAGACACUAAAAGUACACACGUUUGAUUUCUGAACGACAUCGUUUCCAGACUCUCUGAUUCAGCAGACGGUACUUUUUAUUAUCUACAAAAAAAGAUGGCAUCCAUUUUUUUUAUAAUUGUUGUGAAAUGAUUGAAAGACAGUAAUUGCCUCGGCCAACAGAAAUCUAAUUAUUUAAUGUACAGGACUUUUCAGAUUUCUCAGUUAUUUUUCAACAAAAAAAAUUACAUUUUCUAAUGAACUUUUUUGAAAAGCAUCAUUUUCAUUUUUAUAAAAAAAGUAGCAUUUAUUUUAAUUUUAAAGGCAUUUGAUCACUACAAUUUUGCUUUAAGUCUUGACUGCUGUGAAAAAUAUCCGUUUUCCUUUCUUAUUAUAUACUUUUUUGUAUUUAAGAAGUGAAAAAUAACAUUGCAUCAAACAUAGGGAGUUUAUUUAAAAUAGAUAUAUCUUUACCCCCAGUAUAAAUGAGAUUAAACAAACACAACAUCUUGUUAAAUUAUUAUGUAACAUAUACUUUAGCAUUUCUUUAUUCAAAAUAUGGCAAAUAUUUGUGUUAAUUAGAACAGAACAACAUUGAUAACAUAUCUAUUUUUGUCAUCGUCUUUUGUAUUGCAUCCUUUGUUUAUUUCUGGAAUCAGGCGAGUAACAGUCCCCGACAAUAAAAGUGCUAAAACCCGAA
Ruditapes philippinarum (Manila clam) is the source of this 2141-nucleotide messenger RNA. RefSeq names its product homeobox protein engrailed-1-B-like. The coding region runs from base 97 to 981 and encodes 294 amino acids. Gene Ontology annotation, molecular function: DNA-binding transcription factor activity, RNA polymerase II-specific; RNA polymerase II cis-regulatory region sequence-specific DNA binding. The transcript is spliced from 2 exons. NCBI's taxonomy places the organism in Eukaryota, Metazoa, Mollusca, Bivalvia, Venerida, Veneridae. The record is from RefSeq and is a predicted model, not a curated record. Gene Ontology annotation, cellular component: nucleus. Gene Ontology annotation, biological process: neuron differentiation; regulation of transcription by RNA polymerase II; multicellular organism development.